AUGUUGGAUGGCGAAGAUGUGGUUGUUGUCUUGUGCUUCUUGGUCUUAGCAGUUGUUGUUGUUGUUGUUGUUGUUGUCGUUGAUGUCUUGUGCUUCUUGGUCUGUGCAACAGCAGUUGUCGUUGUGGUCGUUGUCUUGGGCUUCUUGUUCUGUGUAGCAGUUGUUGUUGUUGUUGUUGUCGUUGAUGGCAAUGAUGCCUUUCUUUUGGUUGCUGACUGA
Molecule: messenger RNA, 219 nt
Organism: Acytostelium subglobosum LB1
Lineage: Eukaryota; Evosea; Eumycetozoa; Acytosteliales; Acytosteliaceae
Exons: 1
Coding region: 1-219 (72 amino acids)
Source: RefSeq, a predicted model, not a curated record